UCGAAAUGUCACAUAGUUCCUGCAAUCGACAACAAACAUACGUGUUGAUCAACGGAGCGAUUGAAGUUGAAAGUGCUGUGAUUAUAAAUUGCACAAUAUGAGCAAAACGGUGCUAGUUACCGGAGGAACAGGCCUCGUUGGGAAGGCUAUCGAAACGGUCAUUGCGAGGGAAAAUCCUACUGACGAGAAAUGGAUAUUUGUUGGUUCCAAAGAGGCGAAUCUAACCGAUCUUCAAUCGACGCGGGCAAUGUUCGAACGAUAUUGCCCAACACAUGUGAUCCAUUUGGCGGCAAUGGUUGGUGGGUUGUUCCACAACAUGAACAACAAUUUGGAUUUUCUGCGGAAAAACAUUCAAAUCAACGACAAUGUGUUGGCACUGAGUCACGAAUUCAAGGUGCGGAAGGUUGUCUCUUGUCUAUCGACCUGUAUAUUUCCCGAUAAGACGCCUUAUCCCAUCGAUGAGACCAUGAUCCAUAACGGGCCCCCACACGAAUCGAAUUUUGGCUACAGUCACGCAAAAAGAUUGAUUGAUAUUAUGAAUCGUGCCUACCACCAACAACACGGUGACAUGUUCACAUCCGUUAUUCCGUGUAAUGUGUUUGGACCACACGAUAAUUUCACACCAGGUGUGAGUCACGUGAUUCCCGGAAUGAUUCACCGUCUGCAUGAAAUUAUAUAUUUGAAAGACCCCGAGAAACCACAAGAAGAGAAGGUCUUUCCGGUGUACGGAACGGGCAAGCCUCUCCGUCAGUUUAUCUUCUCGAUUGAUUUGGCAAAACUAUUUAUCUGGGUAUUGCGAAACUACGAGAGCGUGGAUCCCAUUAUUCUUUCAGUAGAUGAAGCAGCGGAGGUAACGAUCGCUCAUGUAGCCAAGUCUCUGGCGAAUGCGUUCAAGUUCAAGGGAAAGCUGGAGUUCGACACAAGCAAAGCAGACGGACAGUACAAGAAAACUGCUUCGAAUGAUAAAUUGAGGAAGCUGCUGCCAGAAUUCCAGUUUACUGAUUUUGACAGUGCCAUCGAAGACUCGGUACAGUGGUACAUCGAUAAUUACGAGAAGGCAAGAAAAUAGGUUCUUUUUGUAAACAUAUUGAUAUCGGCAAAAAAUAAAUGUUAUUUUUGUAUUACGUA
Molecule: messenger RNA, 1128 nt
Organism: Toxorhynchites rutilus septentrionalis
Lineage: Eukaryota; Metazoa; Arthropoda; Insecta; Diptera; Culicidae
Gene: Gmer
Product: probable GDP-L-fucose synthase
Exons: 4
Coding region: 98-1069 (323 amino acids)
Biological process (GO): nucleotide-sugar biosynthetic process
Molecular function (GO): GDP-L-fucose synthase activity
Source: RefSeq, a predicted model, not a curated record